UCUUUCCAUUUCUGUGAUUAUUUUGGGUGGUAAUAUCCAUAGAUUUUCACCAUUACUUUGGUGAAAUUCUCCAGAAUUGCCUGAAACACCAUGCCCAGUUAGCAGGGUUUCUGGGAAAGGGUUACAUGAGUCCUGCUGACUCACAGAGGCAGGUGACUCAUUGCUCCAUCUAGGAGAUGGGUGUGGGUCAGUGGGGAGAGAGGAUCUAGGGUGCGAGCUGAGCAGUUUUGAUUGAGGGAAGAACUCUAGGAGCAUCCCAGUCUGGGGAGAAGGUUGUAUUGUUGUUAAUUUCCGUGUUCAUAAAACCAAACCUUGGGAAGGAGGUGGGUUUGGACUAUGAGAGCAGGUUGGGAACAGCUCCUGUUCCCAAAGUGACUUCUCAAACUGGUGAAAGACCCUUAUUUUGGGAUUCCCUGUGGUUUUUAGUGUCUUUGUUAUUUUGGGACGGAUGUCAGCAACAUGAACUCCAUGCUAGGUAGGUUUUUGUGGUGGUCUACAAUAUACACACAAGCAGCCAGUGGCACAGACAAAUGCCCAUAGCGUAUGAACGCAGGCACAGAGUAUGAACUCCAAGACACACAACACAUGAGGUAUGAACAGAGGCAGCCACAUGCAGACAGAUGCACACGUGUUAUAAACUCAGGCAGACAAAUACACAAGCAUAUGGCAACAGUGCAUAGCAGGCAUAAGGGAACUGGAGAGACAUCCACCAGGGACUCAAACACAUAGGAACACAGAUCCAUGCACAAAAAUAUACAGGUGCACACAGUACGUAACGGGAAACAUGCCUCUGCAAAGGCAGCCACAAUACCCUACACACCUAGACAUGUACACAUAGCCAAGCACAUGUGGUAUGCACACCCACAGCCAUGCGCACAUGACAGGCACACGUUGCCACGCAAAGACAUGUACACACAGUAUGCACACACAAACCUGUACACACAGACAUGCACAUGUGGCAUGCACACACAGCCACCCAUGUGUGGUAUGGUGGGCACACGCAGGCAUGCACAAACAGCUAUGCACACACAGUAUGACACUGUGCAUGGAGCAAUUUACAUUCACAAAGAGUGAAAAAUGUCAAGAGCAUUAGCUGCCUCCCCCUCCCCCCGACAUCCUGAGUGUGUCUGCAGUAACACAAUGAGCCCCGGAGGAGCUGUGAGUGGAAUCACUGAAGGAAACUGCUAGCUGUGCUUCCUCUCUUCAGCCCAGCCCUGUCCUCUGAACCCUGCACACAGCGGCUGGAGCCAUGGGCAUGUCUGCAGAGCAGCAGGAGAACUCCAGCAGUCUCAGAGAUGAGGAAUGGCCAGAAGUGGAGAAGGCGGAGAAGUUAGCAAGAGGAGCUGCUUUGAAAUGGGCCUCGGCGGUGUUUUACCACCCGGACAAGCUGGAGGGUCUGGGACACUACCGGAGCCGGGAGGCCCAGCGGAACAGCUCGAUCCAAUCCCGGCUAAAGUCGACCGUGCAGUCCCACCUGGAGGGGGUGAGCUCAGGGCUGGAGCAGCUGCGCUCGGCGGCUGGGGACAUGCAGAGCGUGCGCCGGGACCUUUGCGCUGUGCGAUGGCACCUGCUGGGCAGUGCCGAGGGCUUCCAGAGGCUGGCGCCGCUGCGGGCUGUGGUGACGGAGCACGCACAGAUGGCUGCUGUCGUGCGGGCGCUGCCCCAGCUCUCCUCAGUACAUGAGCUCCUUGCCCAGUCCCUCCAUCUCCUCCACGGCCAGCAGCUCCUGGAGGCCCACGCCGGGCUCAUGGCGCUGGAGCGCCUGCGGGACGACAUCUCCUCCCAGCUGCACUGCAGCAGCAGCCUCCCGAAUGACCAGGCCCUGGGCGUGGUGGAGUCCUUCUUCGGGGGCCUGCAGGAGCUGAGCGACGCACUGGCCCAGCAGUUGUGGCGCGUCGUGGGCGGCAGUGUGAGGCUGGUGCAGGAGGACCCAGCCCUCUUCGUCUCUGCCGUGCGGAUCAUCGAGAGAGAAGAGAGCGUCGAUGAUGCCCUACUGCUGGGACCCCGUGCCCACCGCGUCCCUGCCCCCGGGCGCCCCAAAGCUUGGAGGCAGCGGUUCUACCAGGUCAUGCAGGAGACCAUCGCUGCUGCCCACUUCAAGGCCGCUCAUGGGGACGUGAAGGGCCCGGGACUGGGCCGGCACCUGGCUGCGCUGCAGAGCGACAUCCUGGCGGAGCUGCGUGUGGUGAAAGACCUGAUGGUGCAAUGCUGCCCACCUCACUACGACAUCCUCAGCAUCUGCACCCGCAUGUACCACCAGGGCCUCUCCGACCACCUGCAGGACAUCCUCAGCAGGGACCUGGACAAACAAGAGAUCUUCAUGCUCCUCAGCUGGGUUCUGCAUGUGUACUACAGCCCAGAAAUGAUGGGUCACCCAGACCUUCUCCCCGAGGUGGACGUGUCUACUCUGGACCCCCUGGUGUCCCCAGAGGUGGUGGAGCAGAUGGAGAGGAAAUAUGUGGUGAAAGUCAAGGCCAGCGUGACUGAGUGGAUGCGGCGCACGCUGGAGGUGGAGUUCAAGGAGUGGUUCAGAGAGGAGGAACCAGAAAUGGAUCAUCUGGGCUUCUUCCAGUCGGCCCUGCCUGUCAUUGUCAUGCAGAUGCUGGAUGAGAACAUCCGGGUGGCGUCCCUGGUCACGGGCUCUCUGCAGCAGAAGAUUUACGCUAUGGCUAUGGACGAGCUGGAGGCCUUUCUGAUCAGGCUGCGAGAGGCCCUGGGGGAGUGCAGGAAGGAGCACCAGAAGGACCGAGCCACACCCAAGCAUUACAUCUCCUACCUGCUGGCCGUGCUCAACAACAGCAUGGCGCUGAGCUCUUCCAUCUCCACUUUGCACCCCGGCAGUGCAUCUCUUGCCAAGCCUGCUGAAAUCCCCUCUUCCCUGAAGACUGCGCUGGACCGAACCCAGAAGAAGGCCUGCUGGCUGCUCCUGGAGGAGCUGCUGCUGGAUUUGCAGCCCCUGUCCGUGCAGCUGCCAUCCCGCAAAUGGCUGACUGGGGCCCAGCUGGUGAACAGCAUGUGUGAGGUGAUCGACAAGUACAUGAGAGACUUCUCCCAUGUCAGGAAACCCAUCUUCACGUUCCUGCUGGCCGAGAGCGAGCACCUGGUCAUGAAUCACUACGUGCGGGCGCUCAUGGAGAAGAAGAUGGUGUGCCGGAGUGCUGAGGAGCGGAGCCAGCUCUCCACCCGACUGCUCCAGGACGCCGUCCAGCUGAGGGAGCUUUUCCACAACCUGGGCCUGGCUGAGAGCGAGCAGACCCUUGAGGUGAUAUUCGCCCUCCAGGAGCUCAUCCGCCUCCAAGACCCGGCCUUGCUCAGCCUGGAGGUCCUGGGAUUUAUGACGAAAUACCCCGAUAUCAGCGAUGAGCACGUCUCUAUCCUGCUGGAUCUGCGGGGCGAUGUCUCCAAGGAGGUCCGGAACGUGGUGCUGGAAAUGAUGGCGCAGAAUCCUCAGUCCCUGCCCGAAAACUACCAGCCCAUCUUCAGCAACAUCCUGGUCCCGGCUCCGGAGCUUCCCUUCUGCCUUCGCAAGGGCAAGUGUGCCUGAGACUGUCUGCAGUCUGCCCUGGCCAGCAGUGUCUCCGAAUGACGGACCUGAGAGGCCCUGGGCAGGACUGGGCAGAGGCCCCGUCUGGGCUCCGGAGAGGGGCAGGGAAAGCCUGAGCAUCAGUCCUGCUAUGCAGGGAGGAGACGGGAGGCUUCCGCAUCCAGUUCCCACUGGCUGACACCUUGGCACCUGCUUUGCUGUCCCAGGGAGCCCUCAGCUCCCUGAGCCCCCUGCCACCUAACCCUGGAUGGGUUAAACCACCAGAUUCAGGUCUCUGGGCCUCUGCUCUGUGCUGCUUCCCAGCUGCCCCCUCUGCUCAGCCCUCCCAGCGUAUGUGCAGCCCAGAGCCUGCAGAGGGGACAGGCCAACCAAGGCAGGCAAGUGUGGUAGCAUCACAUGGUGGGAUCACUCCAGUGAUCGGCCAGGAGCAGAAAGGGAAUUUCCCCAGGAUUCCUUCCCCAGGUCCAGCCGCAAGCACCUCCUCCCUUCCCUUCCCCUCCCCACUUCCAUGCUCAGGGCAAUCUGUUACCAAGCGGUGCCAGAGGCCAGCUAAGAGCACGGCCUGAAAGGGUCUGACUGGGCUGGGCAGAAUUCAGUUAUCGGUUCAUCAUUUUGAUGGAUAACAGUGAUGUUUAAGCAUUUUUUUAUUUUGAUCUAUUUAAAUGUUCACAGCUGCAGAAAAUGAGGGAGGAGUCAGACAAUGGAGGGUCAGAUAAUGGAGGCAUCAGACAAUAAUUAUUUAGUGACAGAGGACGUUGAGAUUCCCCAAAUUAAAGUUUUAAUGCAGUUAUAACAUGAACUGUCAACAUCCCAUGUCAGAAUAUACACAGUAAAGACCCUUUGAUCAAACUCAAAGAAGAACUUCAA
Molecule: messenger RNA, 4411 nt
Organism: Dermochelys coriacea (leatherback sea turtle)
Lineage: Eukaryota; Metazoa; Chordata; Testudines; Dermochelyidae
Gene: EXOC3L1
Product: exocyst complex component 3 like 1
Exons: 13
Coding region: 1250-3544 (764 amino acids)
Biological process (GO): exocyst localization; exocytosis
Cellular component (GO): exocyst
Molecular function (GO): SNARE binding
Source: RefSeq, a predicted model, not a curated record